Messenger RNA from Seminavis robusta, 1308 nucleotides. The record is from the annotation of a GenBank genome assembly. NCBI's taxonomy places the organism in Eukaryota, Bacillariophyta, Bacillariophyceae, Naviculales, Naviculaceae.
AUGGACGCUUCAGAUUGGAUAACGGGAGUCUGCUGCUCAGUGAUAGCCUCCUUGGUUGGGGCCGCCUCGACAUUGACCAUUCGCAAGUCUUGGCUCAUGGAAGAAGUUUCCGAGCAACCAAGCAGCUAUCAAGCACUAAACUUGGAAGACAUCCAUCCCCACGAAGAGUACAUAGAGACAAACUUUGAAGAGGGAUCAAUACACGGUGACAAUUCCAAUGGAUCUCCGCUGGUCGAAAUAGAAUGCGGCGAUGAUGAAGGUCAAGGGCGGUGUUUGGGUUGUCCGCAAAGCCACACUGAUUCUCCAGUACAGGGUGACAACACAAUCCCUCUAUUGGGUGAAUUCCCACCUUCCUGCUGUUGCUGUGCCGCAUCAAUACUUGGAUGCUGCCAUUGCUGCACCUUGGCCCGGAUCCUUCGCUUCACUGGUAUGCUUGGCAUUUCAUUGUUGUGCCCUCCUCUUGUCCUGGUAGCCAUGGAGUAUGCCACUCCCAGUAUCCUAGCACCCUUUUCUGGCCUUAACUUGGUUUGGGUAAUUGUCUUCAGCAAGUCAUUGGUGGGAGAGGAACCAAGCUUUGCACAAAAGGUAGCUUCAACACUAAUUGUGACGGGAGAAGUAACAGUGGCGAUAUUUGGAGAUCACAACAAUGAGGGAGAUGCCACCCGUGCAUCCGUUGAGGCCUCCUAUCGAGAAGGACCCUUCAUUGCCUACUUCUUGAGCUCUGCCGUCUAUGUGGCUCUCAUCACAUUGUGGAUUCGGAGUCCUACUACUAUACGGAGCCUUAGACGGUUUGCUUGGGGGACAAGCGGAGGCGCCAUUAGUGGGAUGGCACAGUGCUUUGUCAAAGACAGCUUGAUUGUCGUUUCAACCUUUAAAAAGGGACCAUCCAUAUCUAUUCCCUGGUAUUUGCCAUUAUUCAUCCUCCUUGCCAUUGGUUUGAGCUUAGGGGGGCUACUACUCAAUACAGCCACAAUGAAGCGCUAUGACGCUACUUUUUCUCAGGCCGUGUCAGUAGGGAGCUACGUGGUCAGCACCAGUCUGAUGAGUGCAGCUCACUAUCAUACUUUUGAACACCUUGACAGCAUUGCCAAUCUAGUCAUGUAUCCUAUUGGUUUAUUUAUUCUCAUGCUGGGAGUCGCCAUUCUAGUUCAAGGCAGUGGAAGCAGCAAUCCCAGCUGGGCUUAUUCUGAAGAUGUGGAUGACCCCAACCAUGAACUGUUGAGGGAAGGAGCGGACUUGGCCAUUGCAGAAGUCAACGAACUAUUCGUCUACGGGGAACAUCCAACUAUUGAAACUGAUGAUCAGUGA